Molecule: messenger RNA, 633 nt
Organism: Lodderomyces theae
Lineage: Eukaryota; Fungi; Ascomycota; Pichiomycetes; Serinales; Debaryomycetaceae
Exons: 1
Coding region: 1-633 (210 amino acids)
Biological process (GO): cristae formation
Cellular component (GO): mitochondrial crista junction; MICOS complex
Source: RefSeq, a predicted model, not a curated record
AUGGGCAGAAACUUCUACAACGACGACGAUGAACUAAUCAUCAACAAACCAGGCACGAUUGACCCCAUCACUGCCAAACUCCAACAAGAAGAAUCCAUCCAUGGCGGCGACAACGCCACAAUCAUUGACGGCAUGGUGAUUCGCACCACUCCCAUCUUGGAGAAAUACAGCAACCAAUUGCGUCAAUUUGCCAUCACCAAAUUCAACAUCUUGGAAGCUGAGCUCGCGACGCAGAAACUGGCUACGUUGAAUGAAUGGCACAGUUUGCAAACUGGGUUUAACCGAUUGGUGAAGGAGCCGGUGUUGCCAAAUGCGAUAUAUAUCUUGACUGCUGGGUUGACUGGUAGUAUAUUGGCACGUAAUCGGAAUUUGGCAUUGAGGUUUGUUACUCCGUUGGUGUUUGGUGGUGUUGCUACUAGUGCGUUUAUGCCUCGCACUUUUGAUAAUUUGGUGAGGGAAUAUGAUGAGUUUGAAGUGGCUCAUGUGCCGGAGUUGUAUAAUCAAAGACAAGAGUUGAUUAGGACAUUGAGGCAAUGGAGGGUGGAUGCUGAAAGCCAGAGGGUGAAGUUUAAUGAUUCUGUUAUUGAACAAGUGCAUGAGUUGAGAAAGAAGUGGAAAGAGGUAUGGGAUUGA